Molecule: messenger RNA, 615 nt
Organism: Procambarus clarkii (red swamp crayfish)
Lineage: Eukaryota; Metazoa; Arthropoda; Malacostraca; Decapoda; Cambaridae
Source: RefSeq, a predicted model, not a curated record
AUGCUACUGGUUGGUACUGGAGGCUGCUGGUGGCUACUAAAGGCUACUAGAGGCUACUGCAAGCUGCUGAAGGCUACUGCAAGCUGCUGGAGGCUACUGCAAGCUGCUGGAGGCUACUGCAAGCUGCUGGAGGCUACUGAAGGCUACUGGAGUCUACUGCAAGCUGCUGGAGGCUACUGCAAGCUGCUGGAGGCUACUGCAAGCUGCUGGAGGCUACUGCAAGCUGCUGGAGGCUACUGCAAGCUGCUGGAGGCUACUGCAAGCUGCUGGAGGCUACUGCAAGCUGCUGGAGGCUACUGCAAGCUGCUGGAGGCUACUGCAAGCUGCUGGAGGCUACUGCAAGCUGCUGGAGGCUACUGCAAGCUGCUGGAGGCUACUGCAAGCUGCUGGAGGCUACUGCAAGCUGCUGGAGGCUACUGCAAGCUGCUGGAGGCUACUGCAAGCUGCUGGAGGCUACUGAAGGCUACUGGAGUCUACUGCAAGCUGCUGGAGGCUACUGAAGGCUACUGGAGUCUACUGCAAGCUGCUGGAGGCUACUGCAAGCUGCUGGAGGCUACUGGAAGCUGCUGGAGGCUACUGCAAGCUGCUGGAGAUUGCUCGAAGUUACCUGAUUGA